AUGGCAAAUAUACUUCAAUUGAUAGUCAACCAGACUUCUCCCGACAAUAAUGUUCGUAAGCUCUCGGAACUAGAGUUUAACGAAGCCGUGCAAAGCAACCCAUCAGAGACAACGUAUUUGAUAUUGGAAGCUGCAUUAAACAGCUCACUUCCUAUCGAUGUCCGCCAGUCGUGCUUACUCCAUUUGAAAAGAUUAGUGCCUAAAUUCUGGUCAAUAGGGUUUUCCUCAUUCAUUGGGCCACCAAUUGCUCAGGAAUUGAAAGCAGCCAUUAGAACAAAAUUGUUGGAGCUAGUCUUAGGUACUAACAAUUCCAAACUCAGAAAUGGGGCAGCUUAUGCAAUCGUGCAAAUAGCUUCCGUCGAUUACCCCGAUGAAUGGCCCGACUUGGUAAAUCAGUUGUAUAAUGCCGCUUCCAACUUGGACAACGAGGAGGCGAUGCUAGGUGGAUUACAAGUUUUGACCGACUUGGUUGAUGAUUUAAUCACUGAAGAGCAGUUUUGGGACGAGGGAGUAGGCAUUGGAAUCAAUAACCAUAUAAACCAAGUCCUUCAGAACACCAGAGUCGAUAUUCUGGUAAAGAGUCAGGCAUUAAAGUUGUAUGAGAACGUGUUGGCUGUUUUGCAAAGCCCCGAAGCAUUUGCCAAUGCAAAUAGGAAACAAGCUAUAGUAGGACAAAUUAAUGUUACUUUGGAGAUUUUGCUCAGCUUGAUAAAGUCUGAUGGUGUUAAUUUGAUACAAUUGGAUUUCAAGAGUAGCCUUUUCAAAGUGAUUGGGUCAGUCAUUGGUCACUUUCAUCUGCGUAUUGCUACGGAAAUAAAACGUAACCUUUUGAUAGCCACCCUACAAAAUUUGCAUUUAUUAGCACUGGUAUUUAAUGACGUUGCUUUGGACACUUAUGAUGUACCUAAGUUUUCUGAGUUGGAUGCCCAGGAAGUGCUCAACGCAUUGAUUUACAACUUGUUUAAUGCCAUAGCUAGCAUUCAACACGAUGUGCUGAUUUCAGAAGUGGCAUCUAUUGCCGAGUUUUACAAGGAUGCAAUUAUCUGCACAGCAUUGCCAAAGGAGAUAAUCGAAGAGUAUGAGAAUGACCUUGGUCUGUACGUGAGUGAUAUCACCGGUUUAUCAGUGGCUAUAAAUCCCCGUGACGCCAUAAUCGACUUGUGGGGUGAGUUGAACGAAACAGACGCGCGUGGCCUAUGCAGUAUCAUUGCGGAACUGUUUUCCAGUGACAGUAGGCUAUUGGAAGCUGAGCUCUACACUUUCGAAGGGUUAUUAGCAAAUGACGCGCAAUUGCCCGAGGUCUCACUAAACUCGAUGCUAUCAUUGGUAAAGUACGACAGCUCUAUAGUCACAUCAAGAUGUAUCUUGUUGUUGCCAAAAUAUUUUGAAAAUUUUAUGGAGAAAGAAGCAAGAAGGGUCUUUACUGAUUUGAUCUCAUUUGCAGAAAAAGGCGAUGCUAUUAUUCAAGUUUCAACACUUGUCAGUUGCAGCUAUUUUCAACAUGUUAUUGAAUUUUCCACCUUAGACAGCUCGUUACAAUUGACUAUCUUUAAACUUGCGUAUGCAUUGGUGGAUGAUUGCGAAGAGGAUGGCCUUCCCGUGUUGUUGGAAGCCAUCACUCUGGGAAUUUCAAUAAACCCGGCGCGUGCAACAGAGCAACAAAUCGGGACAGGUAUCAGUGUGGUUGACUUGAUUUUCAAAAUUGCAUUCAAGGACGCAGCAAAUAUACAAUUGAUAUCAGAUUCUUCUGAUUGCUUAACAACAUUGUUGCAAAACAUCGACAUGCAAGAUUACCUCAAUGCAUGUGAGAAGUCAUUGCCGUUUAUAUUUGAAAUUAUGGAGAAAAGUAAUGGCGAAUAUACCCCGCAAUUGUAUUUAAGUUUGGAGCUCCUAAGCAUCAUAUUAAAGUCAUCUCCUGGCGAUUUGCCACCUCGGAUAUUUGAAUACACGUACCCUAUAUUGCAAAGUGUUUUACUCAGAUCAUCGGACGACCAGGUACUUCAAAGUGGAGGAGAAGUCUUUGACGAGUUGAUCCAAAAGGCAUCCAACUUGUUUGUAAACUACAAGGACCCAUUGAGCGGCGUUUCAGGACUUGACUCAAUGAUGCAGAUUGUGUCCAAGUUUUUGUCACCUCAAUUGUCUGAUGGUGCAGCCAAUAAAUGUGGAUUAAUAGUAGCAUCACUAGUAAGCCAGUUCCAAACCUACUUAUCUCCACAACUUUUGACGCAGAUACUUGAGGCAACUGUCAAUCGACUCGUUAUUGCAAAAGAAUCGAUCACAAUUGAAAACUUGGUUAUGGUCUUUUGUCAGCUAGUGCUCAAAUCCCCCGGGGACACGAUAAACUUUUUGAGCAACAUGGUUGUCAAUCAUAAAUCGGGAUUAGAGACAGUUUUGCCUAUUUGGUUUGAGUCGUAUGAAGUUACCCGAGGGUUCGAUCCGAUCAAGCAAAACUCCUUGGCGUUGGGUAGGAUAUUCACCUUGGGCGACCCAAGAAUAUCCAACUUGACUGUAAAUGGGGAAAUAAUUCCAUACGAUGGCGAUUUGAUUAUUACAAGGUCCAUGGCCAAAUCAAUGCCUGAUAGAUACACCCAAAUUUCAGCAGCGUUAAAGAUUUUGAAACUUUUGGUUGGCGAAUUGCAGUUUCAAUGCCAACAACCAAGUGCUGACGAGUUUAAUCAAGAGGGGGGUAACGAAGUUGAAGUUGAAGUUGAAGCUGAAGGUGGGGAGGAUGAUGGUUGGGAGGAUAUGGACGAUAUUGGGGUACCAAAUUUUACAAAAUUGAAGUCGUAUGUUGACGAUGACCACAAGGAUAGAGCAGACGAUGAUAGUUUGAAGGCAUUGUUGGUGGAGUUUUUCCGAGAAUGUACUAGUAAGAACCUAGGCAAUUUCAGUCACUAUUACGAAAAGUUGGAUGACAACGAAAAGAAAAUCGUUAGCGAGUCUUCUGAAGACACUCUCAAGGAAUUAAUGAAAAGACUUCAAAGAGCAAUGUCCUUCACCACCAAAUUACUCAGAGUCAAGCCGGAGUCGAUAACAUUUUCCAAGGAUCAAUUUCUACCUCACAUCGGUGACAAAGAAACAGAGGAAAACCUCAAAAUUGCAGCAAAAGAGUUGCAAACAACAAAUAAUGUGAUUGGGUUUCCCACUGAAACAGUCUAUGGUCUUGGAGGGUCGGCAUUGUCUGACGAGUCCGUCAAAUCUAUUUACAAAGCAAAAAACAGACCAGCUGAUAACCCAUUGAUUGUCCAUAUUUCUUCGCUUGAACAGUUGCAGAGGCAACUUCUACCUCCAGAUUACCAGAUUCCACAAUCAUACCAAAAGUUGAUGAAUGAGUUUUGGCCAGGACCGUUGACUAUCCUACUACCAGUGCAUGAAAAGUCGCCCAUUUCCAAAUACGUAACUGCCAAUCAGGAUACUUUUGCCGUAAGGAUGCCACUGCACCCAGUUGCCAGAGCAUUGAUUGCCAUUAGUGAUUUGCCAUUGGCCGCUCCCUCGGCCAACUCAUCAACCAAGCCCAGUCCCACUAUGGCACAGCAUGUAAUGCAUGACUUGCUGGGUAAAAUACCUAUUGUUCUAGACGGCGGGUCGAGCAAGGUUGGUGUUGAAUCAACAGUGGUCAAUGGGUUAUGUUCGCCACCAAUGUUGUUACGUCCAGGUGGGAUUUCAUUAGAGGAUUUGAAACGAGUUGGAGGAAAAGAUUGGGAAAAUGUACAAAUAGCAAAGCGCACAGCAGAGAGCAACGAGGCGGUAAAGACCCCUGGCAUGAAAUAUAAACAUUAUUCACCAAAUGCAAAGGUUAUAUUAUUUAUUAACUGUGGAGAUGGAAAGGAGCAGAUUACACAGUAUAUGAAGUCAAACAGCAUCGAUUUGAGCAAGACUAGAGUUGCAUUGUUGAAAUCAAAGUAUUUCAAUGACUUUAAUGGCGUUGGUGUCGUUAGAGACUUGGGUAAAAGUGGAGAAGAUAUUUCCAGGAAUUUGUUUAAACUUUUGAGAGAGGUUGAUGAGGAAGACAAAGUUGAUAUCAUAUUUGUAGAGGGCGUGGAUGAGACCAACGAGGGAUUGGCUAUAAUGAAUAGGUUGAACAAGGCGGCUGUUGAAGUUAUUGAGGGGUGA
Messenger RNA from Lodderomyces margitis, 4113 nucleotides. RefSeq lists its product as uncharacterized. Gene Ontology annotation, biological process: regulation of translational fidelity; intracellular protein transport. Bases 1 to 4113 code for a protein of 1370 amino acids. Gene Ontology annotation, cellular component: cytoplasm. Gene Ontology annotation, molecular function: double-stranded RNA binding; nucleotidyltransferase activity; small GTPase binding. The transcript has 2 exons. NCBI's taxonomy places the organism in Eukaryota, Fungi, Ascomycota, Pichiomycetes, Serinales, Debaryomycetaceae. The record is from RefSeq and is a predicted model, not a curated record.